CAAAACAAAGUUUAAUGCGUAAUGAUCUCCACAAGGAACAAGUGGGCUAUUGGCUGUCUCCUAUUAGCCAGUUUUUCCAUUCACAUAACGUCAUCUCAGGAGGGCCAAGCAGCUCAAACUCCAUCUCCAACUCCAAAUGCAACAGAACCAAAUAACCCAACUCUGGCAGUUACUGAAAAUAAAGUGGAAAACAAAGAGAAUGGCACAACAAAAGGUCAGGACUACUGCGAUCCCUCGUUGUGCAAGGAAGGAUUAAUACAUGUGGCAUGCAACCAGUCACUCGAACUUCACCACACAUGCUCUUUGGACGCUGAAGUUCUAGACAUUAACGAAAAGCUGCAAAAGUUCUUGGUGGAUCGCUUUAACGAGUUGCGGGACAGCGUGGCCAAGGGCGGAUACAAUGGAUUGAGUCCGGCUGCCCGGAUGGGCACUUUGAAGUGGGAUCCGGAACUUUCCCACUUGGCAGAGUUUAAUGUGCAGAAUUGCUUCCUGAAAAACGAUGAAUGUCGCAACACAAAAACGUCAUCCAACGCUGGCCAGAUUGUCGGCUAUCGAGCCGUCAAGGGAAACAUCCCAGAGCUGGAGGACCGUCUUAAGGAUAUAACUGGGUUGUGGAUGCGAGAGAGCACAGGCAUUUCCAUGUUGGACAUAAUGAAGUACAAGCAUCCUCAAGCAGGGUCCCCAAAGUACAACUUCGUGCAGAUCGUAUUGGAGGACGCUGAACUCGUGGGCUGUGCUAUUCUUCAGCAGACCCAGAACCACUGGCUGCAGACACACUUUACAUGCAACUUUGGAAACGCCCCAGUCGUGGGUGCCACCGUGUACGAGAACAGCCCACAGGCCGGAAAGUCCUGCAAGACCGGAAUGAACCCCAAACACGUGCAUCUGUGCUCCGCAAGCGAGACUUACGAAAAAAUAGCACCAAAAGUUGAGAAUUCCUCAAAUGCCACGGUUAAUGCAAGGACUGUGAAGAAGGUUGGAAUACAACGCAGAGAUGGAGGAGCAGUAACACCAGCAGCCGAUGGAGCAGUAACUCCAGCAGCCGAGGGAGCAGUAACUCCAGCAGCCGAGGGAGCAGUAACUCCAGCAGCCGAGGGAGCAACUCCAGUGCCAGGUGGCAACACCACCGCUCUUUCACCAGGAAAUGAGGCACCUGGAGCAACACCAGGUGGUAAUGACACAGCUAUAGUGGAUGGAUUAUUGGAACCCAUCCCAACUCCACCCCCAAAGGAUGCACUGCUGAAAAAGUUUGCCCGCUUCCUGAUGUUGAUGGAAGAAGCUAAGUUACACAAUGGUCGUCGCAAGAUCGUAAUCAUAACCAGCAACCAUGAGGUGGACGAUAACCGCAUGGAAGCAAUCCCGGAUCCUGAUCUUGAUUCUGCCAUGCAAAGGAGUCUGAGAAGUAGACGUCAUAAAUUGCAACGUAGUAGAUUAAGAGGUCGGACCAUGAGGCAGGGUUUCUUGGGGCACGCGAGAAGUCGCCCUGGACGCAGUCAUCACCGGGUUUUCUAUCCCGCUCCCGAGUGGAUCGUCGUAAGUUAAAAGCUGGCUUAUAAAUCCUCUUAACAAUUCGAAAAUAUACAAUUUUAAACGAAAA
Drosophila ficusphila is the source of this 1597-nucleotide messenger RNA. RefSeq lists its product as uncharacterized. The record is from RefSeq and is a predicted model, not a curated record. The transcript is spliced from 3 exons. Lineage: Eukaryota; Metazoa; Arthropoda; Insecta; Diptera; Drosophilidae. Bases 22 to 1542 code for a protein of 506 amino acids.